Hibiscus syriacus is the source of this 634-nucleotide messenger RNA. RefSeq names its product probable histone H2A.3. Gene Ontology annotation, molecular function: structural constituent of chromatin; protein heterodimerization activity; DNA binding. Bases 84 to 488 code for a protein of 134 amino acids. Gene Ontology annotation, cellular component: nucleosome. The transcript has 2 exons. NCBI's taxonomy places the organism in Eukaryota, Viridiplantae, Streptophyta, Magnoliopsida, Malvales, Malvaceae. The record is from RefSeq and is a predicted model, not a curated record.
CAUUCUCCUUCCCAAGCGUUCAACUUUUGCAGUUUCUUACGUUUAUAUCUUGGGGAAUUCUUAGUUUUCGUUACGGGUUUCAAAUGGCUGGUCGGGGCAAAACUCUCGGAUCCGGGGCAUCGAAGAAGGCGACAUCGAGGAGUAGCAAGGCCGGGCUUCAGUUUCCGGUGGGUCGUAUCGCUCGGUUCCUUAAGGCUGGGAAAUAUGCUGAACGUGUUGGAGCUGGAGCUCCGGUUUAUCUCGCCGCUGUUCUCGAAUAUCUUGCGGCUGAGGUUCUUGAGCUUGCCGGAAACGCAGCCAGAGACAACAAGAAAACCCGAAUUGUGCCUCGUCAUAUCCAGCUCGCCGUUCGGAACGACGAAGAGCUGAGCAAACUACUCGGAGAUGUAACGAUUGCCAAUGGAGGUGUGAUGCCCAACAUCCACAACCUCCUCCUCCCCAAGAAAACCGGAGCCUCCUCCAAGGCAGCUGCCGGUGAUGAUGAUUAGAUCCAGAUUGAUUAGUUUAGGUUCUGAAAGUGGCAAGUUCUCCUUUUGCUACGUGUAGAUGUGGUUCUGAGAUUGAACAGGUCCGAAUUCUAGCUUUGGUUGCCCUCUUUAGUUGAAGAAGAAAGAAAGAAGGGUGUUUUAAUGUC